Messenger RNA from Arachis duranensis, 3012 nucleotides. RefSeq names its product receptor-like protein EIX2. The transcript has 4 exons. The record is from RefSeq and is a predicted model, not a curated record. Gene Ontology annotation, molecular function: protein binding. Bases 13 to 3012 code for a protein of 999 amino acids. NCBI's taxonomy places the organism in Eukaryota, Viridiplantae, Streptophyta, Magnoliopsida, Fabales, Fabaceae.
ACACUACACAAAAUGAUGAGAAAUUACAUUUUGAAAUGUGUGUAUGCAUUAGUGCUACUUAUGUUAUAUGAUGCAGGAUCAAUCCAUGGAGAAGUGAAAUGCAUUGAGAAAGAGAGGCAAGCACUCCUCAGCUUCAAAGAAGGCAUAAAUGAUCCUUGGGACGUGCUGUCAACAUGGAGGGACGAUGAUUGUUGCAAAUGGCAGGGAAUUGUAUGCAGCAAUCAAACAGGUCAUGUACUCCACCUUCAUCUCCAUGGAUGGGGUUCUCAUUAUUUGAUUGGUCAAGCGAAUAUUUCCAUGUUGAUUGACUUGAAAAAUCUUGAAUAUUUAGAUCUCAGUUACAAUGAUUUUUUUGACAGUCAUAUCUCAAAACACAUUGGCUUGUUCACCAAGUUAAGAUAUAUAAACCUGUCAUAUUGUGGUUUUUUUGGUAAUAUUCCUUAUCAGAUAGGGAAUUUAUCACAACUGCAGUACCUUGAUAUCAAUCAUAAUUAUCUUGAUGGAGCAAUUCCAUAUCAACUCAAACACUUGGGACAGCUACAAUAUCUUGGUCUUCGAGGUUAUGCUGAAUUUUCAGGGACAAUCCCAUUUCAGAGUGGUGAUCUUCCAUUGCUGCACACUCUCAAGCUUGGUGGUGACUUUGUUCUCAAAACUAAAGAUGCAGAGUGGAUGUCUAAUCUCUCAUUUUUAAAGAAUCUUGACUUUGCUUCAUUGAGUAUUGGCAACUCUUAUCAAUGGCUUCAAAUGAUUCGUAAGCAUAUUCUGAAGUUAACAGAAUUGAGGCUAUCAAAUUGCAAUCUUUCUGAUAAUGAUGUUGAGUUUUUGGUUGAUAUUCAUUCCAAUUAUUCUUUCAUUCCUUCCCUUACCAUCCUUGAUUUCUCUUAUAAUAUGUUAACAUCAUCCACAUUUCAAUUGUUGUCCAACUUCGGCUCUAAUCUUCGGGAGCUAUAUCUUUCACAUAAUAGUAUUGAUUUGUCACAUCUUCAUUACACAAACUUUCCUUCUCUUGCAAGCCUUGACCUUUCUUACAAUAAUCUCAGUUCAUCAGUGUUUCAAGGCAAUUUCAACUUUGGCUCCAACCUUCAAGAGCUAGAUUUGUCAAAUUGCAAUCUUAUGGAUACAAGUUUUCUCAUGUCAUCUACUUCCAUUAUGAAUUCUUCAUAUUCUCUUGUUGUCCUUCAUCUCUCCUCUAACCUGUUGAAAUCUUCAAAUAUAUUCCACUGGAUUUUCAACUUCACAGCCAGUCUUCACACCCUUGAUCUUAGUGGCAACUUGUUAGAAGGUCCUAUUCCAAACAGUUUAGACAAAGCAAUGAACUGUGUUGAAUAUCUUGAUCUCUCUAAUAACAAGCUGCAAGGAGAAAUUCCACAUUUCUUCGGAAAUAUUUGUACCUUGCAAACACUAAACUUACACAUGUUUCAUGAGCUAUACUUGUCUUACAAUCAAAUCACUGGUGUGAUACCUAAAAGCAUCAUAUUGUUAUCUGAGUUGGAGUCUCUGACCCUACAGAAUAAUUCUUUGCAGGGUGAAAUCACUGAAUCACAUCUCACAGCCCUUUCAAAAUUAAAAUACUUGCACUUGUCUCAAAACUCAUUAUCUCUAAAGUUUGUCCCAGGUUGGAAUCCUCCUUUUCAGUUAAUAGAUUUGAGACUAGCAUCUUGCAGGUUGGGUCCUAGCUUUCCAAGUUGGCUAUACGCUCAAAAUAAUUUAUAUUCUCUGGAUAUUUCAGAUGCUGGGAUUAAUGGUUCUGUACCCGAGUGGUUUUGGUAUAAGUUGCAAGUUGUUGGAUAUUCUUUGAAUAUGUCUCACAAUAAUUUUGUAGGUGCUAUUCCAAGUUUACCGCUAAGGUUUCCACUCACCGCAGCAUGUAUAGAUUUGAGUUCAAAUAAAUUCGAGGGUGCGAUUCCACCUUUCUUGCUGCAUUCUUCAUCAUUGAUUCUCUCUAAAAACAAAUUUUCAGAUAUAUCAUCAAUGUUGUAUGAAAGCAACACUGGCAGGAACUUGGGAACUCUAGUUUUAGCAAACAAUCAAUUGAAAGGUUUGUUGCCUGACUGUUGGGAUUCUAUAAGCUCAUUAUUGUUUCUUGAUCUAAGUAAUAAUAAUCUGAUAGGAAAGAUUCCACCAUCUAUAGGCUCCCUUGUCAAAUUGGAAGCUUUGGUCUUAAGAAACAAUAGAUUCACAGGCAAACUACCUUCUAGUUUGAAGAAUUGCACCAACUUAUUUUUGUUGGAUGUCAGUGAAAAUUUUUUAUCAGGUCCAAUACCCUCUUGGAUUGGUGAGAGUCUACAGCAAUUGAUAGUUCUCAGCAUGUCAGGAAAUCUUAUUUCUAGAUAUACAUUUAACAUAACAGUAAUGUGGAAAGGUGUUAAAUGUGGAUUUAAGAAUCCAGAGUUGCGUCUAAAUAGCAUUGACCUCUCGAGCAAUCAUUUUACUGGUGAAAUCCCAAAUGAGAUUGUGUACUUGGUUGGAUUAGUUUCUUUGAAUCUUUCAAGAAACAAUUUGAGUGGAGAAAUUCCUUCUCAAAUAGGGAACAUAACUUCACUAGAAUCCUUAGACUUAUCAAGAAACCAUAUAUCUGGCACAAUCCCCUCAAGUCUUUCUCAGAUUGAUAAUCUAGGCGUGUUAGAGUUGUCAAACAACUCUCUUUAUGGAAGAAUCCCACCUGGAAGACACAUGGAUACCUUUGACGCAUCUAGCUUUGAAGGAAAUCAUAAUCUUUGUGGUACACAACUUAACAAAACUUGUCCUGGAGACAUGCCAGAAGUAAAGCCUCAAGAACCAACAAGACAUGAUGAUGCAGAUGAUAAUUCAGAUUUUUAUGAAGCAUUAUACAUGAGCUUAGGCUUUGGAUUUUUCACUGGCUUCUGGGGCCUUUUAGGACCAUUGUUGUUUUGGAGGUCUUGGAGAAUUGCUUAUCUCAGAUUCUUGAACCAAGUGGCAGACUACAUAUAUGUGACAGUGGCAGUAUAUGUAGCAAAAUUUCACAAGACUGCAAGAGGUGUUCAAUACUGA